This is a messenger RNA of Egretta garzetta (little egret), 1925 nucleotides long. RefSeq names its product keratin, type I cytoskeletal 19-like. The record is from RefSeq and is a predicted model, not a curated record. Gene Ontology annotation, molecular function: structural molecule activity. NCBI's taxonomy places the organism in Eukaryota, Metazoa, Chordata, Aves, Pelecaniformes, Ardeidae. The coding region runs from base 1 to 1869 and encodes 622 amino acids. Gene Ontology annotation, cellular component: keratin filament. The transcript is spliced from 9 exons.
AUGAGCUGUAGCUCCAAACAGUCCUCUAAAAGCUGCCUGCGAGGGAGCAGUGGUGGCAGUGCUAGCAGCGGUGGUGGUGGAGGGUGCAGUAAGUAUUCCUGUACCUCCUCAAGAAGAAUCACUUCUAGGACAAGCGGUGGUGGAAGGAUUUCUGGCAGCAGUUGUGGUGGAGGAAGUUCCAGGAGCAGCUGUGGUGGGGGAGCUAGUGGUGGUAGUUAUGGAAAGAUGAGGCGCAGUAGUUAUGGAGGAGGAAUGAGCGGUGGUAGCUAUGGAGGAGGAAUGAGUGGUGGUUAUUACGGAGGCAGAAUGUGCGGUGGCAGUUAUGGAGGGGGAAUGGGCUGUGGCAGCAUGGGAGCAGGCUUUGGAUCAGGUGGGAGCGGGUUUGGUGGUGGUUAUGGAGGAAGCUUUGCUGGAGGUGGUGGCAGCUUUAGCAGUGGUGGCUUUCGUGGAGGGAAUGUGGGAAUUCUCUCCAACGACGAAAAGCUGACCAUGCAGAGCCUUAAUGAACGCCUGGCUUCUUACCUGGAUACGGUCAGAAAUUUGGAAAUGGAAAAUGCUCAGCUGGAGCAAUUAAUCAGGGAGUGGUACCAGAAGCAAGGACCUACUUGUACAAAGGACUACAGCCACUAUUAUGAAAAAAUUGAAGACCUUCAAAAUCAGAUUGUGACUGCAGCUGUGGAAACCAACAGGGUACUUUUGGACCUGGAUAACACAAGGAUGACUGCAGAAGACUUCAGGAUAAAGUACGAGACGGAAUAUGGUCUCCGACAGAACGUGGAGGCUGACAUUAACAGCUUGCGACCCUUGCUGGAUAAUCUGACUCUGGGCAGGUCUGACCUGGAAAUGCAAUUUGAGUCUCUAAAGGAGGUGAUGAUUGACCUUAAGAAGAACCAUGAGGAGGAAAUGAAAUCGCUGCAAACACAGUCCAGUGGUGAUGUGAAUGUGGAAGUGAAUGCUGCUCCAGGAGAAGAUCUGCUGAAAAAACUGAAUGAUAUGAGACAAGAAUAUGAAAAUAUUAUUCAGAAAAACCGUGAAGAAGUUGAGAGGUGGUAUGAAAGCAAGAUGGAGGAAGUGAGUCAACAAGUCCACUCCAGUGGACAGGAGGUGGAAUCAAACAACCAACAGGUCUCUGAGCUGAGACGUGUCUAUCAGAGCCUGGAAAUUGAGCUGCAGUCGCAGAUCAGCCUGGUAAACUCUUUGCAAUCCAACUUGGAAGACACAGAACGUCGCUACAACAUGCAGCUGCAGCAGAUCCAGUGUAUGAUCGGCCCCUUGGAGGAGGAGCUGGCCAGCAUCCGCUGUGAGAUGGAGAGUCAGAACCAGGAGUAUAAGAUGCUCCUGGGCAUCAAGACCCGCCUGGAACAGGAGAUUGCUCAGUACCGAGCACUGCUUGAGGAAGGGCAGCAUGAUAUUGGCAUCUUGCAGGGAGGAGCUGGUGGUGGAUCUUCAGGAGGAGGAGGUCAUGGAGGAACCAGCUGGUCUUCCGGAAGAGGAAGUAGUGGAGGAGGAAGCAGCUGGUCCUCAGGUGGAGGAAGCAGUGGAGGAAGAACUGGAGGAUCCUGCGGAAGAACUUCCUGUUACGGAGGUGGAGGAGGAGGGAGCGAAGGAAAAACAGGAGGUAGAGCCUGUGGUAAAACUUCAGGUGGAGGAGGUGGCAGUGGUGGAGGAGGAGGGGGCAAAUCCUGCCUCUCCCACUCUUCAUCUUCCCAGUCCCAUUCUGGCAACUCUUGUGAAGGCAAAGGAGGUGCUGAAAACCUGAAGCUCUGCCUGGAAGGGAAUAAAACAUUGGAGAGAGGAGCAACAAUGGAGGAAGUGUCCGAAGCCAUAAAAACUUUGAGAUCAGGGAGCUUUCGAAAGUCUGAGGACUGAUUGGCAAAACCAGCAUCUUCCACUGCAGGACCUCAGCAGUGGGCCUUUGGACCAAG